Messenger RNA from Gloeophyllum trabeum ATCC 11539, 2854 nucleotides. RefSeq names its product YTH-domain-containing protein. Gene Ontology annotation, molecular function: mRNA binding; N6-methyladenosine-containing RNA reader activity. The transcript has 8 exons. Gene Ontology annotation, cellular component: cytoplasm. Bases 148 to 2520 code for a protein of 790 amino acids. Gene Ontology annotation, biological process: mRNA destabilization. The record is from RefSeq and is a predicted model, not a curated record. NCBI's taxonomy places the organism in Eukaryota, Fungi, Basidiomycota, Agaricomycetes, Gloeophyllales, Gloeophyllaceae.
GCAGUUCCGUCUUUCGUCUCUCUCUUCUACUUUCCCUUUCGCUCGCUUUCGCUUGUACUCCCUAUAAUCGACUUGUCCAAGCGUCUCGAAGAUAUCCGUCUGUAAACGCUGGGAACGUAGGCGAUACCUAAAAGCACCACGAUCUGAAUGUCUCAUCCAAUUUCGCCGCCUCCGGUGCCAUCUUCCCAGUCUUCUACGGGCGUCCGACGGCACCACACAAUUGGUGCGUCUUCCCGGGCUGGUAGACCAAGUAGCCGCGUCCCGAUUUCAGAGGAGACGCAAGAGGCGCCUCUUGGCGAUGAAGAUGAGUUUGUAGAUCAAGACUGGAUCGGCGGACUGGGCGCCGUAGGAGAGAAGAGUAACUUGCACAGACAAGCUUCGCUGCCGACUCGCUAUAACCGGGGUCUCAGGCAGCCGGGCAGCCUCACUCCGAGAGGUAUAAACAGUCUGACUGCAAUCGCUGGUCACGACGGGGACGAGGAAGACUGGGAACGCGACAUGAGCAGGCUCAGAAACGAGGACGAGCAGGAUCUCAAUGCACCUCAUGGCCAGCUGUCGUCCUCUGGCGAGCACGGUCAUCAGCUAAUGGACAAUAACGGAUCCCCCCUCUCGCCUCACUUUGCGCCUUCUCAGAUUCCGUCUCCGCCACCUGCAGGUGUGGCAGGCGUCCGCAGGCACCAGAGUCUUACUCUGGGCGCUGCUUCGGCUGGCGUUAGGCAUAUGUCCUCUGGCCUGCGAAGGGCCGGUACUCUGCACGCGGGUACCCAACUGAAGAACCAUCCUGGUUCGGGUUACCCUCAGAGCCCGAGUCCAACCAAUGCAGACGAAGGGUUCGAAGACGAGCAACAUGCAUACGAAGACGAUUCAUAUUUUGCCCGACAGCCCCAGGCUCAGCAGGGUUCUGGUCAGUAUCCGACGAGUCCUUUGGGCAGUCGCUCACCCUGGAGUACUCCAGGCACCGAAUGGCGUGCACCCGGUGGAAACGGCACUUCCAGUGCUUCCAUCGAUGAUGUAUCCCGGGCCUUAUCCAAUCUGGAGAUCGCUGGUAACAUGAGCCAGAAUAUGAACCAAGCCUAUGCGAACAAUUAUCCAGCUGGGCAAUCUGCUCAUCCUCCUCGCUUUAACCCGGCGCAUCCCCCUCCUGCGCAAGCUCCGGGGGCUGUGCGAGGUAACAACGUAAGGAACGACAAUCGCGGAGGGAAAUUGCAUCUGGUCACCGAUCUUGACGGGCGCAAGACUCCAUCGCAGGGCCCUGUCAGUGCUUCGGCCUAUGUGCCUCCUGUUGGACAGCAGAUUGGGCAACAGCAGCGUGGAGUCAAUGACAGGAACGACCGCGACCGUGAACAGCGGGAUCAAGUCCCGAUUACUGCCACGGGCACCACAACUUGGGACCAGAAGGAACGACUUCUUGGAGGUCGCGUCUCGAACCCCAAUCUGCAUCAGAUCUACAACGCGCAAGGCGCACCUGGCAAGGAUGUUCCGGUUGUCCCUCCCAUCCCGACGCAGUAUCUUCAGAACCAGAAUACAGGAAACAAUUCACAAGGACCCAGGCUGGGCGUGAAUACUAACUUCGGCGGAUACAACCCACUUGCGCAAUCUGGGAUGCAAGGCCAGAUGAACAUGAAUAACGGAGCUGUGCCGGGAUUCAUUACCUCGCCCAUCGACGUGCCCACUCUGAUCGCCACGAAAGGCUACAAUCCAGCGGAAUUCGACACCAAACCGGCUUUCGCUAGAUACUUUGUGAUCAAGUCCUACACCGAGGAUGAUGUGCACAAGUCCUUGAAGUACGAGAUCUGGAGCUCCACCGAUCCAGGCAACAAGAGGCUGGACAAAGCUUUCAAGGAGACCGCGGGCCGGGGUCCAAUAUACUUAUUUUUUAGUGUGAAUGCGAGCGGACACUUCUGCGGCAUGGCAGAGAUGUUGACACCCGUGGACUACACCCGGAGUAGUACUGUCUGGGCAUCUGACAAAUGGAAGGGUGUCUUCAAAGUCAGAUGGAUCUUCGUGCGCGACAUUCCUAAUGCCAAUCUCCGGCACAUUCGCCUGAGUAACACUCAGGAGAGGAAGCCUGUUACCAAUUCCAGGGAUACCCAGGAGCUUCCUCCCGAGGCUGGUAUGGAGAUGCUCAAGAUAUUCCAUACCCAUCCUGCCAGGACGUCGUUGCUUCAAGACUUUGCCUUCUACGAGCUUCAAGCAAUGCAGAAGCUGCAAGCUUCGAUCCAGCAACAGUCGUCGCCGAACCAACAGCCGAUGACGUUGCAGUCUUCCGGACAAGUAUCUCCGACCAGCCCGCAGCAACACCCGUUCGCGAUGUCGAACCCUAAUGCCUUGGCCUAUGCGUCACACUCUCUCCAGAUGCCCGGCAUGAACAUGAACCCAUUGAUGCAGAUGCAGAUGAAUGCCCAGUUCACCAACCCCGCAGCUAUGCAGAGCGUCAUGCGCCAUCCCAGCCCGGUUCCCGUGGGUGCGCAGCAAUUUAUGAACAUGCCGAACAUGGGAGGCAUCCCCGGAUUCCAGUGAUCGUACGGCCUCUGGGUCAGAAAUGAAUAACGGUAGGAAUGAUACUGAACGUGUGCCUGCUUUAUAGAUAUUUUCCUCUGCUCAAUCUGCUUUCAUCUAAAUUGUAUACUUUAUGCCAUUCCUCUGGGUGUUUCCCUAGUAUCGGAUAACUGUACCCCUGGCCUGUCUACGCUGGCUCUAUACUUCCGUUCCAAUUGUCUUGGUUAACCCCCUUGCGCACUAAUAAUGGACACGGGACAGUGAACGGACGUGGACUAUCGCUUUCGUUCGCUAUCUUGUAUAGUCGCUCUCCUGCUGUUGUAUGCCCACAAAUUCAACGGUUUAUUUAUGCGGA